Molecule: messenger RNA, 604 nt
Organism: Carica papaya (papaya)
Lineage: Eukaryota; Viridiplantae; Streptophyta; Magnoliopsida; Brassicales; Caricaceae
Product: reactive oxygen species modulator-like protein
Biological process (GO): protein insertion into mitochondrial inner membrane; protein import into mitochondrial matrix
Cellular component (GO): TIM23 mitochondrial import inner membrane translocase complex
Source: RefSeq, a predicted model, not a curated record
GGAACAGUUGACACACAAUAUACAGCUUUAUAUUGUGUCUGAGCUCUUGUGCAUAUCUUCAAAUCACGAUCUCCCAAUCAAUCAUGGCAAGGGACAGUUGCCUUGCUCGUGUGACAGCCGGCGUUGCCGUCGGCGGUGCAGUUGGUGGUGCUGUUGGUGCUGUCUACGGGACAUAUGAGGCCAUUAGGUAUAAGGUGCCAGGACUUCUGAAGGUCAUGUAUAUUGGACAAACCACACUGGGUAGUGCUGCAAUUUUUGGUCUUUUCUUGGGUGCUGGAAGUUUGAUACAUUGUGGAAAAUCAUAUUAGCUUCUGUUCUUGUAUUCAUUACAUUAGUAAUUUAUGUUUGAGCUAUAUGAGUAGCCUUGUGUCAAGGGCUGGCAACGACACGUAGUAGCUGAGUGUCAUUGACUCGCCUAGGUGUCAAAAACAGAAACUGAAUGGAGAUACUUGUUUUGGGAUCUAUAGUUUUGUUUCUUCUGUAUUUGCUACUACUAUAAAUCUUUUGCCAUCAGUUAUCUGUAUCGUUCGUUCUGUUUCCUUUUGUUAUGCAUUACCGAGUUUAUUGGUUAAGAUGCCAUAUGCUGAGGAAAUUUCAAUUGUGA